Cololabis saira (Pacific saury) is the source of this 3343-nucleotide messenger RNA. RefSeq names its product protein phosphatase Slingshot homolog 3. Gene Ontology annotation, molecular function: protein tyrosine/serine/threonine phosphatase activity; actin binding. The record is from RefSeq and is a predicted model, not a curated record. Gene Ontology annotation, cellular component: cytoplasm. The transcript is spliced from 17 exons. NCBI's taxonomy places the organism in Eukaryota, Metazoa, Chordata, Actinopteri, Beloniformes, Belonidae. Gene Ontology annotation, biological process: actin cytoskeleton organization; protein dephosphorylation; negative regulation of actin filament polymerization. Bases 211 to 2103 code for a protein of 630 amino acids.
CAGUCGCUGCUCGGACCAGCGGAGCAGCAGCUGCUGGAGACUCUGCUGUCACUGCUGCAGGAACAAGACUCAACCAGCGCCCAGCAGGAAACCACACUAACACCCGCUCUGGGAAGAAAAAAACUACCGCUCACAGCUUGCUGUUUUCCUGAGGAACCUGCAAAACCUGUCUUAGCCUGCCGCAGACCGAGCAGAAACCCUUACUGUGCAAUGGCUCUGUUGACCUUGCAUAGGCUCCCCUCCAUCUCUACUGCUCCAGAUGAAAGCCUUGAAAGAAGAGGGAGACUUCAAAAAAGGGAGAGCUUUGCCCUUGUUAAAGGGGCAGUCCUUCUCCUGGAGGAUGGUAAGAGUGGGGGUCUCCAUGACGAUGCUUCACCUACUGGAUCUUCUCCGGUUAAGCAAAGCGGUGGAGCAUCAGACACACAGCACAAACACCUUCAUGCCAUGUUUGAACAGCUCCGACCAGAAGAUACCAUCAAACUGGCGGUGCAGUUGGAGUCUGUAAGCACGGUCAGAGUCAGGUAUCUGAUUGUCACCUCCACUCUGGGCAGCAAAGAUGAGAGCAUCCUGUUGGGCAUGGAUUUCCCCAGCUCAGACAGUGAGCAGUGCACUAUUGGACUGGUUCUGCCAAUAUGGAGCGACACACAAGUGUAUCUGGAUGGAGAUGGUGGGUUUAGUGUGACCUCAGCAGAGAAGACCAGAAUUUUCAAGCCGAUCUCCAUGCAAACCAUGUGGUCAGUGCUGCAGGUGCUUAAUGGCUGCUGUGAGCGAGCAGUCAAGGCAGCGGUGAUCCCAGGAAAUGGGCUGGAGUGGUCCCAUCACUACCACCACCACAUCGAGUCUGAUCGCAUCUGCCUCAACGAGUGGGAGGCCAUGAACGACCUGGAGUCGGUCCGCAGGGACAGUGAUGGACAGAGUUCAGUAGACAGAGUUUCCAAUGAAAGACUGAUCAAAGAGCAUCUGAGGGACAUCAUGAGGACUGAGGACCUGGACAACCUCACUUCUAAAAUGGUGCAUUCUGCUCUGGAAACCAGGAUAGGCUUUGACAUGAGACCUUACAAGGAGUACAUUGACAAUGAGAUUUUGGUUACCAUGGCUCAAAUGGACAAACCCUCCAAAAUAUUCGACUACCUUUAUCUGGGCUCUGAGUGGAAUGCAGCUAAUUUUGAGGAGCUGCAGAAAAACAACAUUGGCUACAUUCUUAAUGUGACGAGGGAGAUUGACAACUUUUUCCCAGAGUCCUUCACUUACAUGAACAUCAGAGUGUACGAUGUGGAAGCCACCGACCUCCUGUCCCAUUGGCCUGCCACAUAUAACUUCAUCAACACUGCAAGGAAGAGUGGUCAGGCCGUGUUGGUGCACUGCAAGAUGGGAGUUUCUCGAUCUGCGUCCUCUGUGAUGGCCUAUGCCAUGAAACAACAACGCUGGCCUCUGGAAAUGGCCCUGACCUACGUUAGAGAUUGCCGGCCCAUCAUCAAGCCAAAUGACGGCUUCAUGAAGCAGCUGCAGACCUACAACGGCAUUCUCAACGCAAGUCAGCAGCGUCACAGCGCCCUCUGGAGACGAAAGUCAAGGGACCAAAGACAAAAGUCAGUGAGACAGGAGGAAAGAGAGGAGGCAGACGAAGCAGGAGAGGAAAAGGAGGACGAAGACAAUGAUGAUGAAUAUGACGAAGAGGACGAGGACGAAGAGGAGGAAGAGGAGGAUACAGAGAGUCCACGUGAACAUGACUCAGACAAUCCAGAUGAAAAAAAUGAUUCUGAGGGAGACCAUGAGGUGUUUGCAGAAGCAGCUCUCACGUCAGACACCAUCCAGUCCUCUGCGCCCUCAGAACCAGCAGUCGGUCCUGUCGUCACUUUAAAUGAACCAGACAAGGUUGUUCCCAGUGUUAAUCGCAGUGGCAGAAUGAACCUCUUCUCCCUUAUGCAGUCCAUUAGUGAACUAGAUGAUGGAGAUAAAGGACAGUGGCCCGGGAAUCCAAAGCGGUCUCCAAGACAGCGGUUGCGUAGCCAGGGGCGAAAGACUCUCACCCACCAAAGCGGAUGUGUGGAUGUUCCAGCUGAACCACGUAGUCUGCCAGACGCAGGCCAAAGCAAACCCUAAAGUCGUCUGAGAAAUGGACUUUAGGAGCAUAGAAAAGUAAGAGGGACCAUUGAGACGGUCCAAGGAGGAAAUCCUGAAGGAGAUGACACACGAGGGACACAUGCCAAGGCUUUUAUACACCCAUGUUUUGUCACUUUUUUUAUGCACAUCUCACUUCAUGAAAAUGAUGUCGGUUAAUUUCAGUGAGGAUCUUUCCACAGUAUUGCUGUAUCAGUAAAAGUCCGGAUAUCUUAUAACAGAUUGUGAUGUCUGUUGUUGUGUUAUGGUUGUCAAGUGUUUAUGAAGAUAUCUUAACACAAACCAUUACGUCUGACCAGGGCUCCCUUCUUGCUUCCUGUCGCUGUCCCAUCAACACAUCACAGAGAUCUAUGCAAAAACUGUUUAAACUUUUGAGACUUUGAAGCUACUUCUUGAUGUUCGUUGUUCUUGGAUGAGAGGAUUUUAAUGUAUCUAAGCUGUGCAUUAUGAGCCAUAUCAUGGCCAGUUUUAUGGCACAUUCCUGUUUGCCAAAUGAUGUAUUUCAAUGUGCCAGUGAGUAUAUUUAAUGGAAAACCUUUACGUCAGUAUGUUAGGAACGAUCAACACAAAUGUUAUUUUUAUUCUAAGUCAGGAUCAGGACUGCAUGAGUGCCUUUACCCUGAGAAUGAAAACAUACCUGGUGUCUGGUGUUUUUAAUUACUUUACUGUGAGGUGGUGGCCACAUAUUGAACAUCUUCUGGACGGUUUCUCUCUUGGUUUUAUUGCUGCAUCUCAAGAGCCUGCAUUUAUGCACGCAGAGUUUGAGUUUAUAUGUAUGAGCACAUACUUGCUGGAUGACCUUGGUGCAUGUUUUUGUGUUUCUUCCAGCCUGUAAGAGCAAACAUGUUCAGGAUUUCCUUUUUUUUAAUGAGCAAUGAAUAUUUCAGCUAAUUAUUCAUGUCACUAAAUGCUGAAGUGGAACAUCAUUUCAUGCUGUUAUACUUUUCAUCAGGUAAACCGAAGCUAAAUCUUAAUUUGCUAAACUUUAAUUUAUUUAACCAUAAUGCUAACCAUUAAUGCGUAAAUACGCACUUUAUAAUCCCGCAGUACACACUGUUCACAUUGUCAUAAGCCACUGCGCCCUGGACCAUGCUUACAAUGAGAAGUGAUUAUUGUAAGUUAUAUUCAGCUCUCCAUUUCUUUUUAUGUUAAGCUGUUCACGGUGAGCACCUCGUUCUUGUUUACAGGCACUUUGAGUGAAAAAUAAAUGAUUGUUCUCCAA